Molecule: messenger RNA, 1047 nt
Organism: Pseudophryne corroboree (corroboree frog)
Lineage: Eukaryota; Metazoa; Chordata; Amphibia; Anura; Myobatrachidae
Exons: 5
Coding region: 190-1047 (285 amino acids)
Source: RefSeq, a predicted model, not a curated record
AUCGAGCAGCCAUCCCCGUGUGUCAGGAGGACUGCACAGGACUCAGAGCCCCAUCACUGUGCCUCCACCUCACUCACUGACACAUGAGACACAUUGACCAGAAGAUCCUGGAACUCCCUACAAGAUCAUUCAGCUGCUGACUGGAGAGGAGGAGGAGUAUAUAGAGGAACACAGGGGUCUUUACAUGACAUGAUGAUGAAGAAUCACCGGCCCCUCACAUCACUGGAUGGGCCCAGUAACAGAGAUACCCCAGAGAGAUGUCCCCGUCCUCUGUAUUCCCAGGAUUGUACAGAGGAGAAUCACAGGAUCCCACAGGAGGAUCAGGUAGAACGUUUGUCUGAUAUUAAAACAGAAGAUAUAGAGGGAGAAGAAGAGACGUAUGUGACUGAUAUAAAGGUAGAAGAUAUAGAGGGAGAAGAAGAGACGUAUGUGACUGAUAUAAAGGUAGAAGAUAUAGAGGGAGAAGAAGAGACGUAUGUGACCGAUAUAAAGACAGAAGAUAUAGAGGGAGAAGAAGAGACGUAUGUGACCGAUAUAAAGACAGAAGAUAUAGAGGGAGAAGAAGAGACGUAUGUGACCGAUAUAAAGACAGAAGAUAUAGAGGGAGAAGAAGAGACGUAUGUGACCGAUAUAAAGACAGAAGAUAUAGAGGGAGAAGAAGAGACAUAUGUGGCUGAUAUAAAGGCAGAAGAUAUAGAGGGAGAAGAGACGUAUGUGACCGAUAUAAAGACAGAAGAUAUAGAGGGAGAAGAAGAGACGUAUGUGACUGAUAUAAAGGCAGAAGAUAUAGAGGGAGAAGAAGAGACGUAUGUGACCGAUAUAAAGGCAGAAGAUAUAGAGGGAGAAGAAGAGAUGUAUGUGAGGGAUGAUCAGCAGUGUAAGGAGGAGGAGAUCCCUACAGAUAUCAGCAGAGAAGUCCCUACUUCUGAGAAACAUUCCCAGGAACAGGAGCCUACUCGGUGGCUGUUUCUGGAUACAGUGGCUCAGAAAGUGUUCCUCCCAGAAGACAAGGCAAGGACGCUCCAGGAUGUGGUCCGAGUGGUUUAA